AUGUCUAAAACUAAACUAGCACCAGUUAAAGUGAUUUCCCUGCCUAAACUUGAAUUAUGUGCCGCUCAUCUGUUAGCCAAACUAGUCGCAAUUGUCAUCGAGAAACUAUUACCCUUAGUUAAAUCAAUCUUCUGCUGGUCAGACUCACAAAUUGUUUUGUCUUGGCUUCAAGGUCAUCCUUCAAGAUGGAAACCAUUUGUAGCAAACCGCAUAAGUGAAAUUCACUUAAUUUUAAAAGAUGUUUCUUGGUCGCAUGUUUGUUCCGAACAUAACCCUGCUGACUGUGCAACACGAGGUUUCAAGGUUGAAGAACUUCGAAAUUCAACUUUAUGGUGGUCAAAAUUCGAGAAUAGUAAUGAAGACACUCAAAUCAACCUGUUACAAGAAAAUCAAGUUCCUGAUCUACUCACAAGAGUUUCAUCACUAUCCAAACUCAUUAGAACAACUGCAUACUGCUUCCAUUUUGCUAAGAAAUUGUUAAAUCAAGAUACUGAUUUUCCAACAUACCUUACUUCCGACGAACUAAAACAUUCUGUUGAAGUCUGGAUUAAACUAAUCCAAAAGGAUUAUUUCUCUGAUACUAUAACCGCUCUAGACUUCAAUCGACCUUUGUCUACUAAAAGUUCUCUUAUAAAGCUCACUCCAUUUUUAGAUCAAAACUCAGUUCUUCGAGUAAAGGAUCGUUUAGAAAACUCUUUUUUUUCUUACGAUGAAAAACAUCCGACUAUUUUGCCUAAAAAUUCUCGAUUUUCAGAACUUCUUGUCUUGCAAGCUCACCAUGAAGCUUUACAUUGUGCACGAUUCCGUGCAGCAACUCCCACUCAACUUAUGGGUCAAUUACCAGCUGAGAGAAUCACGAUCUGUAAGCCGUUUACUUUCACUGGUCUUGAUUAUGCUGGACCUUAUUACGUUAUUACUUCCAAAGGUCGAGGCAUUAAAUCUACCAAGGGGUAUAUUUGUUUAUUCGUUUGCCUUUGCUCCAGAGCCAUUCAUCUGGAACUAGUCUCGGAUCUUGAGACUCAGACUUUCCUGGUGGCAUUUAAACGAUUCAUUUCUCGCCGUGGUAAAUGUGUUAAGGUUUUUAGCGACAAUGAUAGAAAUUUCGUGGGUGCCGAAAGAGAGUUAAAAGUACUAUUUUCUGGUGCAAAGAGCAUCUUUCCCAAAAUUGCUGAAUCACUCGCCAACCAAGAAAUUACAUGGUCCUUUAUACCACCACAUUCUCCACAUUUCGGUGGAAUUUGGGAAGCUGGAAUCAAGUCUGUUAAGUAUAACUUACGACGAGUAAUUGGCGAGACGCGACUUACUUUUGAGGAGAUGACUACUGUCUUAUGUCAAAUUGAAGCCUGUCUCAAUUCUCGCCCCCUCUACCCUAAUACCUCUGAUCCGCAAUCUGUUUCAGCUAUCACUCCUGGUCAUAUACUCAUAGGAGGGCCUAUUUCUGCAGUUCCAGAGCCAACACAUAACGACAUCACUCUUGAGCCUAAUAAGCGCUGGAAGCUAUUAACAAAAAUAAGAGACGACUUCUGGACAAGGUGGUCCCAAGAGUACCUUCACCUUUUGCAGCAGAGAUCUAAGUGGUUGGUCCAAACAGAUGCUGUCAAGGUUGGAGAACUGGUUCUGAUCAAGGAAGAUCAUCUACCUCCAACUCAAUGGUUGAUGGGUCGUAUUGAUCAGUUACAUCCCAGACGUGACGGUUUAUCAAGAACAGCCACGAUUAGAACAGCUACGUCUUGCUACAAACGAGCAUUUUCAAAGUUGGCGAUUCUUCCUGUUUCAGAUAACAACGACGAUAAAUAA
Molecule: messenger RNA, 1797 nt
Organism: Leptopilina heterotoma
Lineage: Eukaryota; Metazoa; Arthropoda; Insecta; Hymenoptera; Figitidae
Exons: 3
Coding region: 1-1797 (598 amino acids)
Biological process (GO): DNA integration
Molecular function (GO): nucleic acid binding
Source: RefSeq, a predicted model, not a curated record